AUGGCACUGUUUGUACCUAUGAAAGAGGAAGACGGUAGCAUACACCCUUCUGUGUCUGAGAUUCAGGCCUUGGAGGAAUGGCAAGAAAUGGGUUCUUUUGAACCUAUUUCUACAGCAGCGGUAAUGAAAAGGCUGCGUCUGAAAUUUUCACAGAAACCGUGGAGUGAAACUGGAAAACUUGUUCGUGCCUGCAUGAAUUAUGCCCUGGAUUCUCAGCAAUGGGUCACCAAGUUUCCUGUAACCCACUUGACCGGCCGGAUGCCCAGGUUCACCAAGCGCCCUUCUGCGGUCCAUAUUAUCCUGGGAAAUGACCGGGCCAAUGAAUCUCUGUUUGCUGUGAUGAACAAAUUGGAAGUCAUAUCUAAACAAAAGCGACUUCACUCUCGUGUUAGCCCCGAUGGGACAACUUUCUAUAUAACAUCUGAAAUGUUCUGCAUAGAGAUUCAAUUUAAAGCAGACGGAGACGUCUUGGAGGUAAAACUGAUUCAACCUGGAGAAUCUCCUCAGAUCUACGAAGAUAUGUUGCUGAUUCUAAGAACGAAAAACUAUGAAGCCUUUGGAGAAGUUUUGGAAGAACUUGUCAAUCUUUACCAGACUUCAGGGAAAAGAGAAACCAAAGCCAGAAUGUAUCUUGCCCUGCAGUCUUUGGAAAAAGAUAUCACUUCACUUUCUCUUUUGGACAGGGUCCCGAAUGAGAAGAGAAUCACCAAAAUACUCUGUGGAAAAGUAGGCUACCUCAGGUCAAGAAUUGGAGGCUUGCAAAUCCCUGGCAUGAAGGCGUUUGUAACAAUUGGAGGGUCAGAUAUAACUCACAGACUCCCUCUCUAUCCAAUGAUUGUGGAUUCUUGGACAGAAGAGGCUGGCUGCUGUUACCAGAAGAUCCUAAUUGCAUUUUCUGGUCACUUUCUCUCCUGUUCAGUGGUGAUUGAAGUUCUCAGUUCAGAGGAAGUUCGGUGUACUCUUCGUACAAUUUCUGAAGACUGUGACUUAAACAUUAGCAACGACUUUCUUACCAGAGUUUUGAAGCGGUGCAUGUCUAUCCCCAUUCUUAUGAGAGCCAUUUUCAAGAAAGCUCCUAAACAAAAGCCUGAUGAAACCGUGCAAGACCUGGAAGAACUGUCUGAUCAAACCUCACCGGAGGCUUCCGAGUUGGCUGUCUCUGAAGGCAGUGGGGAUAGCUUGCAAAAUGAGGAAACUUCUUGUGAAACUUGGAGCCCCAGCACUGCAGAAAGUCUUACCGAGGCAAGCAGCCAAGCUUCAGUGAGUGGCACCACAGAAGAAAACAGCCCGUCUGUGGAAUCUUCCGAUGACAGCACAGAAGCAAACACUUCCUCUAGUAGCUUGCUGACAUCCUUUUGGGACAUGGAUAUAAUUUAGCUUUCCACUAGCGAGGCUACUUCUUCAGGAGACAAGGCGGAAGAAAGCACCACGGAUAAGUUGUGGACUUCUUCACAGCCCAGAAGAAAACCAUUCUGAAGGAGAUACGAGUGAGAAGGCUUAGCAUCUUUAAGCCUGAUUUUUAAUACUUGGUGAGGCAUGAAGUUACAAUAAAGAGAUUUUUUUUCUUUA
Messenger RNA from Sphaerodactylus townsendi, 1569 nucleotides. Its product is annotated as mediator of RNA polymerase II transcription subunit 1-like. Gene Ontology annotation, molecular function: transcription coregulator activity. Bases 1 to 1377 code for a protein of 458 amino acids. The transcript is spliced from 12 exons. Gene Ontology annotation, biological process: regulation of transcription by RNA polymerase II. Gene Ontology annotation, cellular component: mediator complex. The record is from RefSeq and is a predicted model, not a curated record. Lineage: Eukaryota; Metazoa; Chordata; Lepidosauria; Squamata; Sphaerodactylidae.